Molecule: messenger RNA, 1518 nt
Organism: Penicillium pulvis
Lineage: Eukaryota; Fungi; Ascomycota; Eurotiomycetes; Eurotiales; Aspergillaceae
Product: sugar porter family MFS transporter
Exons: 8
Coding region: 1-1518 (505 amino acids)
Biological process (GO): transmembrane transport; carbohydrate transport
Cellular component (GO): membrane
Molecular function (GO): carbohydrate:proton symporter activity
Source: RefSeq, a predicted model, not a curated record
AUGUUUGAACUUCGUGGAAAAUAUUUGCACUGGGCUGUCACAGCGGCGAGCUGUCAGGCCUUCCUCCUGCUUGGUUAUGAUCAGGGAGUCAUGAGUGGACUGAUUGGGGCCAACAAUCAAUUUGGACAACAAUUUGGGCAUCCUGACGCUACUAUGCAGGGAAUCUUGACCUCCAUCUAUGAUAUUGGUUGUGCCGUCGGAUGUCUGUUGAGUUUUGUCGUCGGCCAUAAGGUCGGUCGGAAGAAGAUGAUUAUGGCGGGAGGGACAAUCAUGGUCAUCGGUACGAUCAUUCUCGCUUCAUCCUAUACCCGGGCACAAUUUCUGGUAGGGCGAAUCGUCACGGGCUUUGGCAAUGGCAUCAACAGCAGUACAGUUCCUACAUACCAAAGUGAGAUGGCCCGACCCGAGCGCCGUGGUAGACUUCUAUCAGCCCAAGGAACCGUUACAAUCAUGGGAUUAUGUAUCGCAUACUGGCUCGACUACGGCCUCAGCUUCGUGGACUCCCCCGUUCAAUGGCGUUUCCCAAUCAGCUUCCAGGCAUUCUUCGCCGUCUGUCUUGUUCUGCAAAUGAUACCACUUCCUGAUACACCUCGCUGGCUCUGUGAACAAGAUCGCAGCGAUGAGGCCGGUCGCAUUCUCGCUCAUCUGCAGCUUGAGCAGCCUGCCGAUGAAUCGACUCCUGAGGUGAUUCAGCUUCGUCGCCAGAUCGAAUCUGCUAUUGAGAUUGAGUCGGCAGGUGGUCCGUUCCAGUACAAAGAGCUUCUGGCUGGUGGCAAGGUCCAGAACCUGCGUCGCAUGAUCCUGGCUGGUCUGGUCAAUGUCCAACAACAGUUCACAGGCUCCAACAUGAUUAAUUACUAUGCGCCUACGGUCUAUGAGAACGCCAUGGGGCUUUCUCGAAACCUGGCAUUGAUUCUUGGUGGCUGCACUUCCCUUGCAUAUUUAGUUGGUUCGAUCAUUCCUCUAUGGAGUAUGGAUGUGCUCGGUCGACGACCGUCCCUUAUGAUCUCCGCCGCUGGCCUUUGUGUGUGUUUUGUCUUGGUCGCUGGUCUGCUUUCAGUCGGUAGCACAGAUUGUGCAUAUGCUGCAACUGUCUUCGUGUUCAUCUUCCAAAUCUUUUUGGGUAUUGGAUAUUUGCCUGUGCCAUGGUUCUAUCCUAGUGAGAUUACCACUACACGCAUUCGUGCUCGUGGGCAGGCAUUUGGCGGCUUCGUCAACUGGAUUUGUGUUUUCAUUGUUGUCCAAGUGACACCGACCGCCAUUGAUAAUAUCUCAUGGAGAACAUUCAUCAUCUUUGCCUGCUUCUGCUUUGCAUGGAUUCCAAUGGUGUAUUUCUUCUUCCCCGAGACCAAGGGACUCGAGCUGGAAGAUAUAGACCAUCUAUUUGAAAAGGGCGGUCUUACUGGAGGUGUCUUCGAGUCUCGUGGUCGGCCUGUCCAGCCUGGAUAUCACCGCACUGUUAACACGGAGAGAAUCGAGAAGCCUAUCGAUGAGCAACAUGAGAACGUUGGCGUGUAG